GCCCGACAUCGGGAAGCGCACUCUCGCGUCCUGACUGAGGAGCUGCCUUGCCUACCGGGAUUGCAAUGGCGAAUCGGACGGUGAAAGAUGCUCAUAGCAUCCAUGGAACCAACCCGCAGUACUUAAUCGAGAAAAUCAUCCGCACCCGCAUCUAUGAAUCCAAGUACUGGAAGGAGGAAUGUUUCGGGCUGACAGCGGAACUGGUUGUGGAUAAAGCUAUGGAACUGAAAUAUAUUGGUGGCGUCUAUGGUGGGAAUAUUAAGCCUUCACCAUUCCUUUGUCUAACUCUUAAGAUGCUUCAAAUUCAGCCUGAAAAAGAUAUUAUCGUUGAAUUUAUAAAGAAUGAAGAUUUUAAGUAUGUAAGACUGUUGGGUGCAUUGUAUAUGCGACUGACAGGUUCUGCCAUUGAUUGUUACAAAUAUCUGGAACCACUCUAUAAUGAUUAUCGGAAAGUGAAGAGACAGAAGAGAGAUGGAGAGUUUGAACUUAUUCACGUGGAUGAAUUUAUGGAUGAGCUACUCCAUGAAGAGCGAGUUUGUGAUAUUAUCUUGCCCAGACUUCAGAAACGCUAUGUGUUGGAAGAAGCAGAGAUGCUGGAUACUCGAGUCAGUGCAUUGGAGGAAGAUAUGGACGACGUAGACACAAGUGAAGAUGAAGAUGAGGAUGAAGAUAAGGGUGACAGAGUUCCAUCACCAGAGCCUCCACGACGUGGCUACCGUGAUCUUGAUCGACCUCGAAGAUCACCAUCUCCACGAUAUCGAAGAAGUCGAAGCAAAACACCAAGACGACGAAGCAGGUCCCCCAAGCGAAGAAGCCCAUCGCCACGUCGUGAAAGACAUCGCAGCAAAAGUCCUAGACGUCAUCGUAGUCGAUCUAGAGAUCGUCGUCACAGAUCAAGAUCCAAAUCUCCAG
Molecule: messenger RNA, 912 nt
Organism: Rhincodon typus (whale shark)
Lineage: Eukaryota; Metazoa; Chordata; Chondrichthyes; Orectolobiformes; Rhincodontidae
Gene: prpf38a
Product: pre-mRNA processing factor 38A
Exons: 8
Cellular component (GO): precatalytic spliceosome
Source: RefSeq, a predicted model, not a curated record